AUGAGGUUCUUUUCGAGGCCUGCGGUGCUCGCCGCCAAGGAGCCAAGGUCUCCAGCUGAGAGGGACCUUGUGCGGAGACUGGACAUCUUCCUGAUGACCUUUGGCUGCAUCAGUCAGAUCAUCAAGUACUUGGAUCAAAUGAACAUCAACAAUGCCUACGUCUCCGGCAUGAAGGAAGAUCUCGAGCUCUAUGGAAACGAGCUCAACUAUUUUCAGACGUACUUCAACGUGGCCUACUGCAUCAUGCUGAUCCCAAGCCAAGUCAUCAUGACUUACGUCCGGCCAAGUCUAUGGCUAAGUAGCUUGGAAAUUGCUUGGGGAGUCAUGACUGGCUUGAUGGCGAUGGUCACCAAGACAUAUCAAGUCUAUAUCAUCAGGGUGUUCCUUGGAUUGUUCGAAUCCAGCGCCUGGCCAGGAAUGAUGACCCUUUUGAUGCAUUGGUAUACGCCUAUGGAACUCGCAAAGAGAAUGGGCUUCUACCACUCCUGCCAAGCGGUGGGGAGCAUGAUGUCCGGAGCCCUCCAGGCCGCCAUAAUGGACACACUGCAUGGCCAUCACGGGCUUACCGGUUGGCGCUGGCUCUUCGUGAUCAAUGCUGUCAUCACCGGAGUCUGGGGUUUCCUGGGCUUCUUCCUGCUGCCCGACUACCCGAACAACCCAAACCCGAGGGCCUUUUGGUUCCGCAAGACCCAUGGUGAGAUGGCCAUGACGAGACUCACCCGACACAAGCGAGCGGAGCCGGAGAAGCUUUCCUGGGCCGGUGCGAAGCGCACAUUCAACUCCUGGAUCGUCUACUUCAUCGCUACUCUUUACGUGGCCACCGUGCUUACCACCAACGGCAACUCAUUCUUCUCUCUGUUCCUCAAGGCAAUGAAGAACCCGGAUGGGUCCGCAAGAUGGACGACGGUCCAGGUCAAUGCGAUCCCAAUCGGUGGCUCCGCAAUCAAUGUCGUUUUUGUGUGGAUCUGGGCCAUUUUGUCCGAUGUUUUCCAGACUCGAUGGAUUUUGAUAAUUGCUCAAGCUGUGCUCGGAAUGAUUCCCGCUGUGAUGCUAACAAUUUGGACGUCGCAUCCCGAUUCUGCUCCCCUUACAAGCGCGUAUACAGGCUAUUUCAUCUCAUAUAUGUCUAUGGGCACAGCACCCCUGAUAUUUUCAUGGCUGUCUGAUUUAUUGCCACGAGACCCAAGCGGACGUGCCCUUAUUGUUGGUGUAUCUGUGGCAUCCUAUUACGCCAUCUCAGCGUGGAGCCAAGUACUCGUCUGGCCGGCCUCAGAGGCUCCUUAUUACAAGAAGGGAUGGCAGUUAUCGAUUGGGCUUUGGAUACUUGUCAUAGCGAUGACAUCUACGCUUCGCUUCAUCGACAUACGGUAUUUGAAGCCAAAGCGCGAGGCGCAUGCUGAAACCAUUGAGGGUCAGGCUGUAGAAGAAGAGGUAAACGUAGAGAGACAGAGCAUCAAGACGAAGGGAGUUGAUGUUGGAGUUUAG
This is a messenger RNA of Lasiodiplodia theobromae, 1485 nucleotides long. RefSeq names its product Major facilitator superfamily transporter. NCBI's taxonomy places the organism in Eukaryota, Fungi, Ascomycota, Dothideomycetes, Botryosphaeriales, Botryosphaeriaceae. Gene Ontology annotation, cellular component: membrane. The coding region runs from base 1 to 1485 and encodes 494 amino acids. The record is from RefSeq and is a predicted model, not a curated record. The transcript has 8 exons. Gene Ontology annotation, biological process: transmembrane transport. Gene Ontology annotation, molecular function: transmembrane transporter activity.